AUGCUUUGGGUGUACCAGCAGAGGCAGACCCCCCUGAUAGUUACCAUAGAGAUAGCAGGAGCCACAAAGAGCUUCGAUCGUUCCCGGCUGGGCUGGGAGGGGGUUAGUAAUGUCACAGGCAAGUCUGCUUGUCUGCCAAGAGGAAUCUUAGCAAAGUCAGAGACAGAGAGAGAUUUAAUACAUAGUCAGUUACAGUUAAAGAAAAACAUCUUGUUUGAUGAUGUUCCUCAGCCCUGUACCUCCCAGAAGUCAAUAAAUAUUGGCCAAAGUUCAAAGGCAGUUGCUUCACCUCGGCCUCGCUCCCAGCCCGGACACCGCGCAGCCCUCCGGCCGCCGCUGCAGCCGGACGCCGCUCCCGCACCGCCGCUCGCCGCCGAGGAUGCGCCCCCGCCCCGCGGCGCCCCCGCCCGAGCCCCCGCCGCGGCAGGCAGGCCCGGGCCAGCGCCCGGAGCGCGGCGGCUCCGCGGGGGCGGCGGGGCCCGGCCCCGCACCUGGACUUCCGCGCGGGCCCGCGGCCCCUCCCGGGCGGCGGCCGAGCAGCUGCGGGGCGGGGCGGCCGCGGGGGCCGGGGGCAGCUGCGGGGGGGUCCCGGCUCCGAGCGGCCCCGCCCGCUGGCAGGAGGCAGCGGGAAGCCCCGGAGAGGGGCGGGGGCGGCACGGAACCCCCGGCUCCCACGCAGAGCCCACCUCUCCCCUGGGGCUUCCCGUGGCGGGGGAAGAGUAUUCUUUUGUCCCCGCGUGUCCCCGCGUUUGUGAGUGCCCCGAGCAGCGGCGGGGUCGGCUCGGGCCGGGGGCUGCAGCAGUGCGGGCAGCCGUGUCCUCCCCAUCCCCCAGGGCUCCGCUGGACGCGGCGGGGAGGGGAGCGGGACCCGCAUCCGCAGGGAACGCCGGCUCCCCGAGCCCUCCAUCCCGCAGCGCCGGGGCACGGGCGGCCGGCGGCGGCUCCCCCUCCGUGGAGUGCGGAGCCUCCGAGGGCUGCCCGAGGCGGGGGACAGCGGCAGAGCUGUCCCCUCUGUUCCCAGCCCGAGGCACCGGCCGCCCCCAGCCCCGCGUCCCCGUCCCAUCGCCGCGCGAACAAAGAGCCGCGGCGGGUUGCGGGUUGCUGCGGUUUAUACAGGCGCUGGUGAUGCCAGGGUGA
Molecule: messenger RNA, 1137 nt
Organism: Serinus canaria (Common canary)
Lineage: Eukaryota; Metazoa; Chordata; Aves; Passeriformes; Fringillidae
Product: skin secretory protein xP2-like
Exons: 3
Coding region: 1-1137 (378 amino acids)
Source: RefSeq, a predicted model, not a curated record